ACACACCUUAUGUACGUAAGCAAUGUUGUACAAGUAUAGAAAUACAACUAUUUUGAGUUUGUACCCUUCACACGUAGUACUUAGUACUAACUUUGCAAUACUACACUGUCUUUACUCUUGUUCUUGUUUUGGUGGUUGGUUGUAUUGAAGCAAAAGUGUUAGGUGGAUAGAUUAGAUGUAUCUUGUUCUGUUCUGUUCUUCACCUUCUUCUUAUCUCUUCUUUCCCCGUUGCAUGUGCCGGAUUUUUCGGUUCUUGUUUCCAUAAUUCACCUCCUGGAACAAACACUCUCUUAUUGGAUUUGAUGGGAGAAGCAGGUGAAUUACGAAGUUGGGAUGAAUUGAUUCCUGAUGCAUUAGGGGUGAUCUUUACAAAUCUUUCUCUGAAAGAGAGAGUGACAGUGAUUCCAAGGGUAUGUAAAUCAUGGUGUAAAGCAGUGUCUGGACCUAAUUGUUGGCAAGAGAUAGAUAUUGAAGAAUGGAGCAACUAUUGCCAACCUGAUAAACUUGAUCAGAUGCUUCAUAUGCUUAUAAGUAAAAGCUGUGGAUCUCUCAGAAAGUUGUGUGUUUCUGGUCUUCAAACUGAGACCAUUUUCACUUUCAUUGCUGAAAAUGCUGGUUCCCUUCGGAGUUUGAGACUACCAAGGAGCAAUAUGAGCGAUUUGGUUGUGGAACAAAUUGCUGGAAAAUUUUCUGUGAUAACUUUCUUGGAUGUGAGCUAUUGUAUCAAAAUUGGUGCAUGUGCAAUUGAGAUGAUAGGCAAGAACUGCAAACUGCUAGAAGGGUUGUGUAGGAAUAUGCAUCCAUUGGAUACCGCCGGCAAGCCAUUACAAGAUGAUGAAGCAUAUGCAAUUGCAACCACAAUGCCUAAGCUCAAGCAUCUUGAAAUGGCUUAUCAUAGGAUCAGCACUUCCGGGGUAGUUCAAAUACUUUCAAACUGUCCAAAGCUUGAAUUUUUGGAUCUGAGAGGUUGUUGGGGUGUCAACCUAGACGAGAACAAGUCCGCGAAGCAGAGUUUUCCAAAACUUAAAGUUUUGGGGCCUUUUGUUCUUGGUGCUUAUGAGAGUGAUGGUUGGGAAGAUGAUGACUACUCAGAUGUAUCAGAUGAGUAUUUAGCUUGGGAUUUUGUAGCUGGUAAUGAAUACUAUGUUGAUGAUGAUAGUGAUGGUUAUGAAGGAAGGAUAGAUGAUGAGCUUGAGUUUGGAUUAUAUGAAGGGAUAGAAGAUGCUGGAAUGUAUUGGCCUCCAUCACCAUAAUUUGAUUGUAUCAUCAAUUACAUUUGCUAUUAAUUACUAUUGUAUGGAUUUUCUAGUAUGUGUGACUAAUGCUUCAACUUGAAUUUUAUGUAUCAAUUAAUCAAUGAUGUGUAUUUUUCUUGAAGAUUAA
This is a messenger RNA of Medicago truncatula (barrel medic), 1383 nucleotides long. Its product is annotated as F-box protein FBW2. The transcript has 3 exons. The record is from RefSeq and is a predicted model, not a curated record. Bases 303 to 1253 code for a protein of 316 amino acids. NCBI's taxonomy places the organism in Eukaryota, Viridiplantae, Streptophyta, Magnoliopsida, Fabales, Fabaceae. Gene Ontology annotation, molecular function: protein binding.